Messenger RNA from Telopea speciosissima, 948 nucleotides. RefSeq names its product peroxidase 2-like. Gene Ontology annotation, molecular function: heme binding; peroxidase activity. Bases 1 to 948 code for a protein of 315 amino acids. The transcript is spliced from 4 exons. Gene Ontology annotation, biological process: hydrogen peroxide catabolic process; response to oxidative stress. The record is from RefSeq and is a predicted model, not a curated record. NCBI's taxonomy places the organism in Eukaryota, Viridiplantae, Streptophyta, Magnoliopsida, Proteales, Proteaceae.
AUGAGUUUCAUAACUGCUGCUGAGGCUGAGACGACGACGCUACCACAACUCACUCCCUACUACUAUGAGGAUUCGUGUCCUCAAGGUGUCGACCUAAUACGUUCCCUUCUGAACGAAGUUGUAACUGAAGAGCCUAGGAUGGCUGCUUCGUUACUUCGGCUCCAUUUUCAUGACUGCUUUGUGAAUGGUUGUGAUGGUUCAGUUCUUCUAGAUGGACCAGGUUCCGAGAAGGAAGCACUCCCAAACAGAAACUCAGCUCGCGGGUUUGAAGUUAUAGAGAACAUCAAAGGGCAGGUGGAAACUCUGUGUCCGGGUAUAAUCUCAUGUGCGGACAUUCUCACUCUUUCUGCAACUGAAUCAGUAGCCCUGUUGGGUGGACCAACCUGGACGGUACUUCUCGGGAGGAGGGAUUCAACAUUCGCCAACUUCUCGGGAGCAGGGACCGACUUGCCAGCUCCUUUUUUCAGUUUGUAUCAACUCAUCUCCGCCUUCAAAGUCAAAGGUUUAACCUUGGCUGACAUGGUUGCUCUGUCAGGGGCACACACCAUCGGCUUUGCAAGGUGUACCAGUUUUCGGUCAAGGAUUUAUGGCGACAAAAACAUUAACAUGACUUUUGCUAAAUCACUCCAGUCUAUCUGCCCUAGACCUAUGGGAGAAGGAGACGACAACCUUACGUCCCUGGACGACAGGGUGUCUUCGGCACAGUUCGAUACAAGUUAUUACAGCAAACAAACCCAACAGAAGGGCCUCCUGCACUCUGACCAGGAGUUGCUGAAUGGUGGUCUUGCUGAUGAGGUCGUCCUUCAAUUUAGUAGCAAUUCCACUGCCUUCUUUGAGAGUUUUGUUGCUGCUAUGAUUAAGAUGGGUAAUCUCAAUCCCCUUACCGGUGAAAGAGGCAUUAUCCGCAAGAAAUGCAACAUUCCAGAGGCAGCUGCGACGGAGAAGUAA